CCACCUAUAAAUCACCCACAGCUGUUCAACAAUCCUUCUCAGAACACCAUCAAAAGCCCAAAAGAAACCAUUUCAUCCAAGAAAUCAAACCAAACCCAUUCCCAGGUCACUCCCCAAACCAAGAAGAUCCAGAAAAAAUGGAUAUCAGGCUAAUGGGUCUCGACAACCCACUCUUCCACGCCCUCCAACAGGUGAUCGACGCCGCCGAUGGCGAAGCCGGCAACGACAAGUCCAAUGCCCCCACAAGCACCUACGUUCGUGACGCCAAAGCAAUGGCGGCAACGCCGGCCGACGUGUUGGAGUACCCCAACGCCUACGCAUUCAUCAUUGACAUGCCAGGGUUGAAAAGCGGUGACAUCAAGGUUCAGGUGGAGGACGACAAUGUGUUGGUGAUCAGUGGAGAGAGAAAGAGGGAGGAGGAGAAAGAAAGUGCUAAGUUUAUGAGGAUGGAGAGGAGGGUUGGGAAAUUCAUGAGGAAGUUUGUGUUGCCUGAGAAUGCUAAGAUUGAUGGCAUCUCUGCGAUUUGUAAAGAUGGAGUGUUAACUGUUACUGUUGAUAAGUUGCCUCCUCCGAAGCCAAAGAAGCCCAGGACCAUUGAGGUCAAGAUUGCUUGAGGUUCUUUAUUUCUUGGUUGCUACUCUGUUAUGCGUGACUAGCGCUGUGUGGUGUUUUAAGUUUAAUAUUUUAUGGGUCUAAUUUCUGUUUUUUUGAAUUGUGCUUUAAGAUCACUGGUGUGAAAGUAGAUAAGUAAUAAUUGUUAUGAAUGAAAUAUAUGAAUUAUGUUUUAUGAAUUUAUAAUUAUUUUUUUUUUCGCCUCUUUCUCCUUUUUGUGGGUUUUGUUAUUAUUUCUUAUGGGAGUUUUAGGGUAUUUUUUUUAGAAAAUCUGAACGAAACUAUUUUGUCCCUUCAUUGUUUCUAAGAACAGAGUAAAGAGCAUUAUUGAAAAUUUAAAUGAGCAAUUUGACUUCACGCAGGAUUUUGGCAUUGUAUGUUAAGUUUUGAGCUUUUACCCCAAUUCAUGGGGUUUUACAAAAAUAUAUUCAAAA
Messenger RNA from Ilex paraguariensis (yerba mate), 1046 nucleotides. Lineage: Eukaryota; Viridiplantae; Streptophyta; Magnoliopsida; Aquifoliales; Aquifoliaceae. The record is from the annotation of a GenBank genome assembly.